Molecule: messenger RNA, 1622 nt
Organism: Biomphalaria glabrata
Lineage: Eukaryota; Metazoa; Mollusca; Gastropoda; Planorbidae
Product: transcription termination factor 3, mitochondrial-like
Exons: 8
Coding region: 246-1604 (452 amino acids)
Biological process (GO): mitochondrial ribosome assembly; regulation of DNA-templated transcription
Cellular component (GO): mitochondrion
Molecular function (GO): double-stranded DNA binding
Source: RefSeq, a predicted model, not a curated record
UUGGACUAGCGCACUACUUUGUUAUUUAUUAGAGUAGAUCUAGUCUAGAUCUGGAUCUAUUAGAUCUAGAUCUAUAUCAUUUAGACCUCUAGAUUUUAAGAUUUUAUUUUCUAGAUCUACUAGGAGUCUAGGUAGACUAGAUCUAGAGGUAGCCGUAAAAAACACCAGAUAACCACAACAGAGGAACUAUAUAUGUUAGUGCUUUCUAGGUUCAACAAAAGGAGCCUCUUUUAAAAUUUGGUGUGAUGCAUCCAUCACUACGACUUGAUAAAAUAUGCUUUCUUAAGCUAAUGAAAAGCUUAUCUAAAGGACUUUAUAAUGAAGCAAGGUAUUUUUCAACAAAUGUAACCAGAUAUUAUCUGCAUCAGAAUCAUCUGGUCAACUUAAAUAACAGCUCACAUUUUUAUCAUCAGAACCAUUUUUUGCAGAGCUGCAUAUCUCUGGAUAAGCAUUACUCAAAUUAUUUUAUUAUAUGUAUCGGAAACAUUUCAAGGAUUUUACUGUUUGUCCCUUCUCAUUAUAAUACAAAUGUUAGCUUUGUACGAUGGUAUAGAAGUCGAACUAGAGACAUGCGACAGCAAGAUAGUAAUUUAGUUGAGGCUGAGGAAGUAGACAACACCGUCAGUGUGAUGGACAGAGUGACUCCAAAUGAACUGUCUGAUUUAAACAUGAAACAAGGGGUUGUCAGUGUUCAUGAAAAAGGCAUAGAACCACAUACAAGUUCUAAUGAAGUCCAAAAUGUUGAUGAAUUUACUCUUCCUGAACUGUCAAGAACCUCAAUGAGUCUUGUACCUUACGUCAAGAGGUCACUAACUCUUCAGAAAUUGGUCAUGCUAGGUGUAAAUUUGGACAAAGUUCAAAGGGUUAAAGAAGUUCCUGAGCUGUUGCUGAAGUCUGAUUUUAAGAAAGACUUACUUCCACUGUUCAAGUUUUUGUCAAACAUUAAAGUUCCAGUGAAAGAUAUGGGGAAAAUCUUUACAGAAAAUCCAUUGCUGUUUAAAGAAAAUGCUCAAAAUCUGGAGCUUAGAGUGGGUUAUAUGAUUCAUAAAAAAUUCAGCUUAAAAGAUAUUGCUUCAAUGACCAUCAGAUGUUCAAUAUUUCUUUUAAUGGAUCCCCAUAAGCUGGAUGAGAAACUAGGGUUUUUGCAAAAUACUUUUCAAUUGACAGGACAAGAAGUGAGACAUGUUGCAAUGACUUAUCCAAAAAUAUUGCCAUGGAGACAAGAAUUGAUAGCAGAUGUCAGGUUUCACAUCAAAGAAUUUAUUGGAUUUAGUGAUUCUGAACUUAAAGAGAUUAUUCUGAAAGAACCCAGCCUAUACAUGAAUAAUAAGAAUGCUAUGGUCAAGAGGUUUGAGUAUCUCCACAACACAAUGUUGCUAGAUCACCAUCAGGUAGUGCAGUGGCCAGGUGUUCUGUCUUCAAGGAUGUUCAUCAUUAAGACUCGUCACAUGUUUCUUCUCUCACUGGGCAGGGCUCAGUAUGACCCAUGCCAAGAGAACUUCGUCUCUCUUAAGGCUUUGGUCACCGGCACUGACCAGGAGUUCUGUCAUAAUGUGGCUAAAUGUGAUGUCAAUAAAUUUUAUGAUUUUUGUAAAACUAUUUAAUUAAAAAACAAAAAACUG